GCCCGGCCGCCGGCGCACGGUGUCGGCCACCACCGGAAAACGGCCGAGUCCACUUUUCGGGAGUGCAGCCAUCAUGGGACAUCGGCCGUCGCUGCUGAGCAUCGACUCGGCGUUAUGGCUGCUGCUCGCCGCCAGUUGCGCCCGCCGCGCGACCGCGCAUCCGUACCCCAAGGACGACUUACACGCCGCCGGCUAUGGCUACCUCAUGCCGCGCCAGUGCGCCGAGUACUGCGGCUACAACAACCAGUAUUGCUGCCAGUCCGGGUCGCAAUGCUACACCUCGAACGGCAUUGCGGGCUGCUCGGCGGCCGGCGGCGGCGGCUAUGCCUGGUACACGACGACAUGGACCGAGACCAAGACAUUCACCCGGACAUAUAGCUCCUUCUUCCCAGCCGCGACCGCUCCGGCAGGCGGCGGCAACUGCGUUCCGCCCGAAGGCUCCGGCCAGAUCGCCUGCGGCAAGAUCUGCUGUGCGAGCUGGCAGUACUGCGCCUACGAGGGGCAGUGCAUGGCGAACGUCCCUGUCACCACUGGCGGCGGAGGGUCGGUCCCGACGACUAUUGUCACCGGGGGCCAGACCAUCACCACCCAGUUCGUCGCGCCAGACCGAGUGACCGGCUCGGCGACAUCGACGGGCACCGCUGAAAGUGCUACCACCAGCACGGGCGCAGUAAGCCCCGGGGGCUCGGCCGGCCAGCUGAGCGGCGGCGCCAUAGCCGGCAUCGUCGUCGGCACCAUCGCCGGCGUUGCGCUGCUGCUCCUGCUCUGCGCCUGCUUCGUGGUGCGCGGUCUGUGGCACGGCCUGCUCGACCUCUUGGGUCUCCGGCAUAAGGAGAAGUCCGAAACCAUCAUCGAAGAGGAACGGUACACCCGGCGGGGAUCGACGCACUCGCGGCGGAACGCCCACGGCUCAUGGUACGGCGACCGGCCCAGCACGGUAGCGGCGCGGAAGGAGAAGAGCAGAGGCGUCGGCCUGCUCGGCUUGGGUGCUGCGCUCGGCACGUUAGCGCUGCUGCUCGGUCUGAGGAGGAAUAAGAACAAGAAGCCCCCGCCGCCGCGGACCAGGAGCGACGUUAGCAGCAGCUACUACUGGUCCGACUCGUACACGGUAGACAGCCCAAGUGAGUAGCCACCCACAUUUACUUGCCCCCACCUCAAGUAUCUCCGAGGACCGUUUUGCUAAAUUUUGUAUCAACAGGCUCAAGAAGCAGCGACAGACGGACCCGGCAGUCGGCCCGGCAUAGCAGGACCGCGAGCAGGGUGACGAGGACCACGCACACCCAAACCCAAACCCGGGUGU
Messenger RNA from Thermothielavioides terrestris NRRL 8126, 1300 nucleotides. RefSeq lists its product as uncharacterized. The record is from RefSeq and is a predicted model, not a curated record. The transcript has a single exon. Bases 74 to 1129 code for a protein of 351 amino acids. Lineage: Eukaryota; Fungi; Ascomycota; Sordariomycetes; Sordariales; Chaetomiaceae.